GGUCCCACUCUGUUUGCGUUGCCGGUCUUGCCAUUGUUUUCCGCUACUAGGCCUGAGGGCGACGGAAAUGGAAAUCACGAAGUGCCUUUUCUUUCUCUGCACCCGACCGCUAGCUCCCAUCGCUCCCUUGGGAACACUUAACUAACACGCUCAAUUGCCCGACUUCUCGACCGCACCACCCACACCCGAGUCCAGCAGCUCUCUUUCAGUCCCAUAUCAACAUCGUCAAACUCUCCAUUGCUGCCAACCCAGUGGUGAUAGAUACUGUACAUCCAUGGAGUAUACCACACCAUCUCCGCCGCAUCGACCGAUGAUGAUGGACACAAUCACCGCUCUUGGCGAUCUCGAGAUGUCUAGCCCGUACUCGCAGGCCACGGAUGUAGACAUGCAGGACACAAAUUGGACUAGGAAAACUGGGGAUGAUAUGACCGAAGACGAUAUGUCAUGCGACAGCCCAUGUCUCCCUUCUAUCGAGGCCGACGACGACGCUGCUCUCCGGGGUGGCGUAAUAGCACCGGCACCUAAUCUAGCUUGGGCACAAAAGGCCGCACUUGCUUCGCACCAGAAACCGCAGACGGGAUAUGCCGGUCCUGGAGCGGACGACGGAGAUUCCGACGAGCUAUCCGAGGACGACACCAACAGCACCAGCAGCGACUGGGACAGCUACGGCACCCUUCCACUAACCCUGGACGAAUACGAGAGUGUCGUUGAUCGCAUAGAGGGCAGCGAGGACUGGAACGAGGACCAGAGAAAGCUACACAAGCUGAUCUAUCUGCGCGGCCUUCACCCCAUGAUGCCGUCGUGGUGGAGACUGAGCUUCAAGAUGUGGGGUGUCACUCAACCGCAUCUCGACGACGUCUUCACGCCCAUGCAUAGCAAGAAGCGUGUCGCCAUCCAUGCAUAUGGAAACGAGGUAGCUGCGGGCAAGGCGAUGGAAUCUCUGUUCUAUCUCUCUCAGGUAGUCACGGACUACGAGGAGAUCGGCUACCAGGACAAGAUCGCGAAAGCUGUAGUAAGAUGCAUCCGGGGUUAUAUCAAAUGGGCCAUGCGAGACGCCGGGAUAGACAUGCGCAAGACCCUGCUCAACAUUCUGGUGCGAGCGUACCCCCCCGAUUUCCGAGGCGGUGAUGAAUACGAUAGCGAAGGAAGUGAUUUUGCGCCUUCCCCCGUCAGCAGCAACGAGGAACAGGAGGGGGAUCUGGAUGAGACCGGUAUUGGCAUAGACGAUGUGGCUUUGGAGGCCGCAGAGGCGCAACGCGCCAGGCGUUUCACGCGCGCCGUCUCACGAGACCUCGAGUCAAGACUGCUAAGCUUGGGCCAGCACUGGCGCAAUCUGUUGCGUGAUCAGCAGGGCAAGGGCUUCAUCGCAAGGCCACCGACGCUGUAUGCGUUCGCAAUCAUUCAGCACAUUGCCAUGCUGGCAAGCCAUGACCCCAGCUCCCCGACGAACUCGGUUGUCGUGCUGGAGCAAAUCCGCCUGAACGAUCGCGGCCAAUGGCUUUGGAACGCCUUGUCCAUCGCUCUUCCGGUCAAUAUGGCACGGGAUGCGUUGAACAGAAUGUGGGAUACGGGAGUGAUCGUGGCGGAGCACAAGGACUCUGACCCGGAUCCCGACCUAUGAGGGGUGGGCCGUGUGUGGUAUCAGUCUUCUCUGAUACAAAAAGCUGUGCGAGCGGAAAUUUGAAGGAGUCUACGGAGUACGCAGUAGUAAGGGGUUGAAGAAAAACUAUUGGCGUUGCGGCAAUAUACAGUGGAACAAGGUGCUUGUUAAUCGCAAAUUACCAACCUUCCUGGUGCAAGGUACUGAGAUUUAUGCCUCGACAGCUGAGUCUUCUGUCAGAGUUCG
Thermothelomyces thermophilus ATCC 42464 is the source of this 1846-nucleotide messenger RNA. RefSeq lists its product as uncharacterized. The transcript has 2 exons. NCBI's taxonomy places the organism in Eukaryota, Fungi, Ascomycota, Sordariomycetes, Sordariales, Chaetomiaceae. Bases 314 to 1621 code for a protein of 435 amino acids. The record is from RefSeq and is a predicted model, not a curated record.